This is a messenger RNA of Dermacentor silvarum, 7736 nucleotides long. RefSeq names its product MAM and LDL-receptor class A domain-containing protein 1-like. Gene Ontology annotation, molecular function: protein binding. NCBI's taxonomy places the organism in Eukaryota, Metazoa, Arthropoda, Arachnida, Ixodida, Ixodidae. Bases 210 to 7736 code for a protein of 2508 amino acids. The record is from RefSeq and is a predicted model, not a curated record. Gene Ontology annotation, cellular component: membrane. The transcript is spliced from 55 exons.
UUUCGUGCGAGUCGUGGAGUUUGUAGAAGCCGGUCCACAUAACCAGACGAUCACAAGAGAGCAGUGACAAGCAGGUGUUGUAGUCGUUCUUAUUCCUGCUUUGGAUGACAUACCAAGCGAUACAACUACCAAGCGAAAGGCUUCCACAAAGCAGAGGCCAGUAACUCCGGUAUAAUAUGUGUUAGGGUCGGCCGUGGCCUCGGUUCACCAUGAUAGCGUGGGGGACUACAACUGUGCUCAAGGCGACGUUGGUUGUAAUCUGGUCAAGUGCUUAUUCCGUGUCGGCAGACACGUGUACAUUUGAGGAAGGCUGGUGCGAGGAAUGGGUAACCCAAAACUGCAGCAGACACGCCUGCUUCAGUGUACGCAAUGUCGCCAGUAUGCAGCAUGGACCCGUUGAAGACCACACCGUUCAAACAGACCAAGGUUCGUGCGCCUACGCAACUGCCGGCCGUGGCAUGGGUGGACCCACCAUAAUUGCACGCCGGUCUACGGGGCCGCUGUGCUUUACCGCCUGGUACCACCAGUCCGGUACGGCGCACCAUGCCGCACAAUUCUAUGCGGCCGGCGCCGAUAGCGUGCGCCGUGAGUUCUACGCAACUCAGCGGGAGAUGGCCGGGCGCUGGCAGCGGGUGAGGUACUCGGAGGAGCGGAACGGUUCAAUCGAGAUACAGAUUUACUACUUCGUCAGAGACUCUUUUGAAGAAGCUACUUUUGCCGUUGAUGACCUGACAUUGGAGAGCGGAGAGUGCCCACAAGAACCAACGAACGGUUCCUGCAGUUUCGACUGGGGCGACACCUGCGGCUAUGAUCUUGGAAAGGGAGAAAAUAAAUGGAAACUUGAAGGCAGUCUGCGGGAGAGCUUCUUCCUACCGGACUACUCAACAGGCACUUAUCACGGUGGUGUCGUGUACCUGGGCCUGAAAAAUAAUCAUACGACCGCUCUUUUGACUUCUCCAAAACUCCCUGGACGUCCUGGAGUUCAGUGUCUUCAGUUUCAGUACUACAUUCCCUGGACUGAGGCGACGCCCGAAAAGGCAUACACCCUUAUUGCUACCGCCACAGGCAGCUCAGGUGGGCGUAAACGCAUCUGGUACCAGCCUCCCCGGCUACUGGUUAGGGGCGCCUGGGCCCCUGUGGACGUGACCUUCAAAGCGGAAAAUGACUUUAAGAUCGAAUUGCAGUGCACCCUCCAGCCGGAGCAGUUUAUUUCUAGACCCUUCUGCGCGAUCGAUGCCAUCACACUUCAAGACUGCACCGGAACGAGAGAUUUGCGGAACCGGCACUGCAACUUCGAAGAAGGCUGGUGUACAUGGAGAAAUACCAACAAACCAGGAAACACCGGAUUAUCCUGGGUUCUCGGUGGGGGGAAAGUAAAGACUACUGUACUGAGACCACGUCGUGACCACACAUUCGGAAACAGUUCAGGUUCAUAUGCAUUCGUGAGCAACCACGACGUAAAAAGCGGAGACUUUGCCGGGCUUAUCGGAGAGAGCCUCCCUCAAAACAACAAGAUAUCGCAGUGUGUCGUGUUUUGGUACAUCAUCUCGGGGCGUAAUGAUACAAACCUUAAGGUUCUGUACCAAAAGAAAGUACCACAAAAACGUCCUAAUGUGGCCCUGUGGAGUCAACAAGGUGGUGGUCCGGUCACGUGGCAGCAAGGCCGCAUUGCAGCUCCGCAUAACAUAAGCGUUAUAUUUUUAGGAACUGUUGGACCAGCGUCAACACCAGCUUACAUUGCGCUCGAUGACAUCACUGUUAAAGAAACAGACGACUGUGACAUCUUACCAAAAGGAGCCGAAGCUUUAUCCGCUGUCGACCUCCUGACCUGCAACUUUCAAUAUAAUCAACUUUGUCACUGGACCUCCAACGGCAUUUCGUCAAGAACUUGGAAGUUCGGGCCACCACUAGCAUCAAACCUUGGCCCUGUGAAGCGACCGUCUGAAACAAACGGCGGUAUGAUUCACGUGACGGGAGCUACGCUGGUCAAUAAUAGCGGCUUGCUGCGGCUCUCGUCGACAAUGCUUGGACGCCAGCCGGAACUUCUCUGCAUUUCGGCAUGGUACCACAUGUUCGGUGGCCGUGGCAUGAUCUUGCGAAUGAGGGCCCGCAAGACGGUCGCCGCAGCUGGAUUGCUCUGGCAGUAUUUCCCUGUCUUCUCCCAGUACGAUAGCACCACUGCUGACCGUUGGUACCAGGUGCGCCGUACGGUGAAUAUGAGUGGCCCCCAUAAUCAGUUGAUUUUUGACGCGGCUAUGCUAACGACAGCGAUGAACGACUCCGUCGUAACGCUAGGGCCCGUAGAAGCUCGGCCUGGUGCAUGUGACGUGCUGACGGACGGUGAAGGCUACUGCGAUUUCGAGUUCGACCAAUGUGGGUGGGAAUCAAAGAACGGAUGGAGGCGACAACUCAAGUCUAUCUCCCUCUCCAAUCCUGUGACAGGCUCGACAUCAGGACCGGAAAAUUCGGCUUACGUCCUUGCGGCCACCCGAGUGUCUUCAUCCCCAUCCGGCACCAUAGCGACUAGUCCAGAAUGGCAAGGAAAAAGCGAGCCUCAAUGCUUCGAGUUCUGGUACCUGCAGACUGUCAAAAGCGGAGUGCAACUGCAGGUUGAAGUGAUUACGAACAGCAAGAGUGAAGUGGUGUGGAAGAAGCCGCUGAAACCAAUCGGCAAUGAUUGGAUGCUGGGGCGCGUGGAAAUCGUACAGGCAAAUGCCUUCAAGGUUGGGGUUCGAGCCACGUUCUCAGAAGGGAAUGCAAAUUCAGUCAGCAUCGAUGACGUGGUGCUGAGACCGGAGCCCUGCGGCCACCCUGCCGAGUGCGUCUUUACAGAUGACCUCUGCGGAUACGUGAGCCACUAUGAAGGGGACUUCCGCUGGCUCGUCGGCACUGGUCGGCUGGCAAGACCCAACAGUCACACAGGGGAACCUUUAUCAGGAGAUGGCUCUGCUUCCUUCGCCUACCUGGAUUUGACAACAGCAACAUCGGGGAAAGGCACCGCUGGCAAGUCGAAGUCCUCGAAGUCAGUGAUUCUUCUGAGUCCGGUUUUCAACACCGAUGACCAUGAGACCACAUUAACAAUUGACUACUUUAGACACGGAUCAGAUAUUACGACGGCGAAUCUCACCGUUUUCUGCUACAAGGAUGAUGUGUCAGACAAGAGUGAAGUGCAGCACUCUCUCCACUUGGCAGAAGUGGAGGAAUGGACGGAUUUGGACGCGAAGCUUAGGCCGGGCACAAGCUGCCAGGUCGUGGUACAGGUGACCCGUGGCGAUGGCACGAAUGGAACGAUUGCCAUACGGAAAAUCGAAGUAACGAGGUCGUUGCUAGAGAACAAAACACACGAAGUUUUGGACACAGCGACUCGUUGUACAUUUGAUAAAGGAAGCAUGUGCGGCUGGGACCCAAGUGGAGGAACGCUUAUAUGGAGGCUCAACGAUCCGGCAAAGAAAAUACCAGCCUAUCCACGCUCUGACCACACUCUGAGGGCUUACAGAGGAAAUUUUAUUUAUGUGUCCAACGACAGAGACAAGUGGUAUGGCACUGGAUCCCUAAAAAGCCCAGAUUUGAACAUCAAUGCCACCAAUUUAGCCUGCUUAAGCUUUUGGCAUUUCACUGACCAUGAACAACGUGCCCACGGAGAUGUGCUUUGCAGUGGAGAGCGCUUGUACAGCUUUGUGAUCAGACGAAACCACAAAUGGAACCACGUUCUCGUCGAUUUCACGACAAGCAUGGAUACAUAUCAGUUGGAGAUUAAAGUGCACAUGGACAAAGGACUGAUUGCGCUCGAUGACUUGGAAGUUACGCCUGGACCAUGUCCUGCAAGAGAUAUUUGCUCGUUUGAGCAAGACUACCCGUGUUAUUUCCGCCAAGAUGCUGGAAACGUCGCCUAUUGGGCCGUCACAACUGCACAGUCGAUCGGCAUCCCUGACCACACCGUGAAAACUCUGAAAGGCCGAUACCUGUACAUGAAUACAACGGGAGUAGAUUCACACCACCCAGUCUCCAGAGUGUUUAUCACUGCCCGGCCACCUACUCAGGCUACUUGCGUCACAUUUUGGUGGAGAGGACAUGGCGUAGCAAGCCAGCUCAAUGUGUACAGUUUUACCAAAGAAACGGCGAUGAGAGACCCACUACUUUCUGUCAGAACCGAGGUGGCAGGGGACUGGUGGAACGUGCGUACGGUCACUGUCACUUCCCGAAGCAGGUGGAACCUCGUAUUUGAAGUGGUGGCUGCAUUGGGAGUGGAGCAUGACUCUGGGGUCAUGCUUGAUGACGUCGAAUUCACCGAUGGAGAAUGCGAACCCUACAACUACUGCUCAUUCGAACAAGAUUGUCUGCCCUGGCGAAUAGCAAACACAGAUGACGACACAAAGUUCGAAGUAGAAAGAGCUGGAUCUUUCGACUUCCUCCCACAAGAUCAUACGACACAGACGGAUGAUGGCUACUUUCUACUCUACAAGAGUCCCGGCAUCGUCGGCAACCAAUCAUCCUUGAUGCUUCGUGAGCCUUCGCGCUACACCUGUGUCUCAAUGUGGUACUAUCUCCCCAUAAUGAAGAAUGGCGUGCGGCUGUUCCUGGAGGACGUAGAAAUGAAUACGACCAAUGGGGUCUGGAAGCGUCGGCAGCUGCAGUUCACAAGCAGCUCGGUCAUUACAGCUCUGUCAGGGAGCAACGAGAAUGGAUUUGUGGCUAUCGAUGACCUGCUGGUCAGUGAGAUGCCUUGCGACGAAGCGGCUCGAUCGACGCGAAUGUUCAACUGCGGCAACAACCAGCUGGUGCCAGUGCAACAAGUGUGCGACUUCGUCCCUGACUGCAACAACGUCGCCGAUGAACGAGAUUGUGGUGCGUGUGACUUCUCCGAAAACACGUGCGGCUGGAACAUAAAGGGCUUCACAAACCGUGACACGAUGGCCUGGCAUCAUACGCCCAUAGGAAGCGUCCCAAGGUCGCCACUAACAGGAUCCGAUGAAAGGCGAGGGGGCAGCUACUUGCUCUUGUAUUCCAAUUUAACCAUUCCGAUGUCGGCGAGCGCCAGAAUCAAUUCUCCCAUCAUAAGAAACACUGACAAGUUAUGCACCAUGCAGUUUUGGUACAACUACGCCGGAGGCGAAAAGCAUGCGGAUGUCGUGCUCAACCUGAAUGUAGGUGGCUACACAAUGCCUGUGUGGAACCUUCGAGGACUUGGCGCGCUACGCCGUGCCGGCAUCUGGAAUAGAGCCAUUUUGAACGUCGGGCGCUACAGAACAGCUAUAACCUUCUCCUUCGAAAGCAGGCGAUAUGCAGGGGAAGACGCCAUGUUUGCUGUAGACAUGAUAAGUUAUCGUGGAUGCGCGCUACCAGCUAAGAAGAACAACUGCACCGACUCGGAGUUCCGUUGUUCCAAUGGAGCAUGCACACAGAAAUACGAUCUAUGCAACUAUGUUGAUGACUGCGGAGAUAACAGCGAUGAAUCAAAGUGCGAUGACUAUCGCCUUCGGUGCAACUUCGACAUUUCGUUCUGCGACUGGACGCCAGAUGCUCCAUUGGAUAAAACGCACAACACUUGGGUUUUGAAGCAUCCAACGGCAUCUUUGUCAGAGUCUCCAACGCGAGAUCACACAACAGGCACCCGUUACGGGAAAUUCAUCAUUCUCCAAUCUGACUCAAAGGUAACAAAAUCGACCAUCUUGGGCCCUACACUGAAUGCUACUAUGGAUUGUGUGAUAACAUUCUUUUUCACACUACGUGGAUGGAGUAUGCCGCAGCUGACACUCAAUGUCCGAACAACUAAGGACGGACCUUUUCAACCUGUGUGGUCCACAGUUGGACAAUCGCAAUUUUCUCACUUCACUGCGGCUAGCGUGCUCUUCGACGAGGCCGUUCCGUAUCAGGUUUCUUUUACCGGAGAACAUAAGGCGCCUGGACACCAAGGUUACAUUGCCAUCGACGACGUGACAUUUUCGAAAAGCUGCAAGACGUAUGAUGAAGAGUUGCCAGCGUCCCCUACGACAACACCGCGACCGUCCACCUGUGAAGAUCAGGAAUUCCAGUGCGGCAACACCACCCAGUGCAUUCUAUCGACUCAAGUGUGUGACUUCAACCCCGAUUGCUCAAAUGGAGCAGACGAAGCGCGGUGUGGUUUCUGCGACUUUUCCAAGGACUUGUGUGGCUUGGAAAACUUGGAUGCGAGCGCGCGCUUUGGUUGGAACUGGACGACUGUGAACUAUGGCAAGCGCAAGAAAUACUUUCCACGUUUCGACCGAAAUUACAGUACAGACGGAGCAUAUGCUGCUUAUUCGUUACUCAACAGUGGUGCACCCCGGGGAGCAGCGAAUGUGAUGAUGACGCCGCGGCUUGGUCAGAUCGCUCGUUCCUGUGUCGUACUUUUUUAUGUCUACCUUCCUGACCAACGAGCAGAUGCACAGCUCACGUUCGGUGUAUAUCCCCAGUCGUCCUCAAGACCAGACGCAAGUGUUGCCCACCGCCUUAUGGUGAUUGCAGGAAAGCACCUAGGAGGAAAAUGGAUACGUUGGGUUGUGAAGACAGGAAGUUGGAAUGCAGGAGCCAGGUUCUUUUAUGAGACUAGCGUUCUUGGUGUGAGCAUUGACAGCCCAACCUACUCCAACUGCCAUCCCGACACCCAAAGUGAAGCAUGGGACGAUUCUCGCCCCAUCACGUGCGACUUCUCCAAGCCUCGCGACUGUGGAUGGUUUCCCGAGGCCUCGCCAGAGAACCUUGAUUGGGUUCUUUAUUCCGGCAACUAUGGAAAUUUGAAACUCAAGUGGCAACCCCAAGAUAGCGCAUCAGACAACGGGGUCUAUAUGUACGCCCGGAACACAGAGUCUACGCAAAAAGUUGCACGGCUUGUCUCCACCCGGAUGAACUCAACUUCUGACGAGGGCCGCUGUUUCACUUUCUGGUACAACAUGUGGCAUCCAAACAGCGGCCAGCUGAACCUCCUCCACCGUGUUGACAACAUUUCCACAAGCCUUCUCUGGACCCGAUCCGGGCCGCAAGGCAAGGCAUGGCAGCUGGGAAUGGCUCAAGUGCAUUCCGAGGACCCAUACCGAUUCAUUUUCGAGGCUGUGUUGCCAUCCCAUAUCCCCGGAAUUAUCGCAAUCGACCACUUCGUGCUCAAGGAUGGCAACUGUGACAGUAGCAAAGUGUGCACAUUCGAGUCCGGCAAUUGUGGCUGGCAGCUGCACAAUUGGGAAGUCACAAAGGGCAGCCGCGCGAUGUUGCCUCCGUCUGAUCACGGUAGCCAGGCACCGUCCGGGAGUUUUGCUUUGGUAAAGUCACCCAUUGGCCGAUUGGUGAGUCCAAAGCGGUUCUACGACGUGUCACAACACAAGUGCCUCCGAUUCUGGUUCUUCAUCGCCGGCACGACGGUGCAAAUGCUUAACCUCACUCGGGUAGCCAAAGACCAGCAAGAGGACUCUCUCUGGUACGCAACCAAGUCACAUGCUCCUUUGGAUCAGUGGUACUCGGCCGCGGUCGACUUGACCAGCGUCCAAGGAGAGGCCGAGCUCGUGUUCGAAGGAACGACGUCUGGCGACCCGGGCACUGCUGUAGCCGUGGACGACAUCAGUCUAGGCGAGACUGCUUGUCCUCCGCCCGCCAGCUGCUCCUUCGAAGAGGAUAUGUGCAACUGGCAGAAUAUUAUAAGUCCCAAAUACGCGCUUUGGUACAGGAACCAAGGCUCCACCGUCACAGUCAGCAGUGGCCUCAAGAAGGACCACACUCUCGGAACCUGA